Molecule: messenger RNA, 2545 nt
Organism: Onthophagus taurus
Lineage: Eukaryota; Metazoa; Arthropoda; Insecta; Coleoptera; Scarabaeidae
Product: adhesion G-protein coupled receptor G2-like
Biological process (GO): cell surface receptor signaling pathway; G protein-coupled receptor signaling pathway
Cellular component (GO): membrane
Molecular function (GO): G protein-coupled receptor activity
Source: RefSeq, a predicted model, not a curated record
AUGUGUAAUAAAAUUGUGAUUAAGAUCUUUUUAACAGUUUUAAUAUUUGUAUUUUCACAUAAGAAUUUUGGAGCUUGUAUCCUCGAAUUUGAAGAUUUUUCAUUCAAAUGUCCGAAAGGUUUUAGAACGUUCGAAGAUGAAGACAUAUGUGCGACCUAUCCAAGCACUCCUUGUCCUGAUCUAUUACUUCUCUCGAAAGAUUAUAAAAUUAUUCCAAAAAGUAAUACUAUUAAUGAUGAUGAACCGUAUCUAGACUUUUUUGAUAAUAAUUGUAAAUAUUCUAUAGAAGAUAUAACUGAAACAAACAAACAAAAUAUUACGGUGAAAUUAGAAUUGGUUUUUAAAAACUUAAAGAAACCGUAUAAGUUGUGGUUAUAUGCUUCAUUUGAUAAACCCGUUAAAAAUAUCGAGAAAAAAAUUGAUUGCUGGUCAAAACGUUCUGGCGCAACAAUUCUAGUUAAUUUGACUGAAAUUGCUAUUAAUGAAAAAAGAAGACGAAAAUUUGUUAUUAAAUUAGAUGGUGAUUUAAAAUAUUAUUUUUGCCGUUUUAUAGACGCCGGAGAAAUUAAACCAGCUUUUAGUAAUAAAGUUAUCGCAAGUAUGAAUGCGACAAACAUUUUUCGAAUAUUAAUAGACGAAGAUUAUUCUGCAUGUGCCUCAACGGUUAUCGACAACAACAAUUUGUAUUAUAAUCCCACCGUUUAUUUCACAUCAAUAGAUAAUGUAGAUAUGAGAAAAGGAGAAGAUAUAGCUCGUAGAAGAUAUACAAGUAAAAGUUGUAAAUAUCACCAAGUAAAUAGCACAACAUUUUGUCCCGACGACCGUAAUUUAUUAUAUUAUUUCCCCCAAACUAUGAUUGGAUCAACAACAAUCUCUUCACCAGUUUGUUUCGAUGAAAACGCAAUUCCUUUUAAUAGGCGAUGUAUAGGAGAUGGUUUAUCAAUUCCUUAUUGGGAGGAAACCUUUCCUUGCAAUCACGGUGUUAAAUCGCAGAUUACUCACUUUUUAGAAAACGUAAAUUUAACUGGAAUAACAGAAUAUGAUUUAACAAAUAUAACUCGAUCUUUAAGCGACGUUUCCAAAAUUAAAAGUGUCGACUUAAGUUUGAUUUCAAAUAUUUUACAGAAAACUUCAAUAUCAAAUUUUAAAGAAAUUUUUGAAAUUGCUGAUAAAAUUUUUAAAACUGAUGUUAAAGCAUUUAAUGUAUCAACAAGUUCUAAAAAUAAAUUUUUAGAAAGCGUUGAAUUAUUCGUUGAGAAUUUGGGGAAAAAUACAAAGAAUAUAACGGUUAUUUAUCCAAGUAUCGCAUUUUUUAUUCAACAACCGUUUUUAGAAGCUGAGGAAUUCGAAGCGCCUUUGAAUAACGUUGCAAUAAAAUUACCAAGUACAUUUCUAAAUUCAUUAAAUUUAUCUGCUUCCGAAAAAAACGAUUUUGCUCUUUCAGUAAUUUCGUAUAAAAAUAGCGAUUUUUUUCCUGCACAUCAAAAUAAAAGUAUUACCGACGUUGUUGAUGUUGUUAUUAACAUACCCAUUGAGACAUUUAAAGAACCUUUAAGUAUAUUUAUAAAACCACAAAUUAAAUCAACUAAUGUUAGUUGUGUUUUUUGGAAUAUUCAUAAAGAAAGUUGGGAUGACUUUGGAAUUGAAACAUCUUCACCACUCGAUGAUGGCAGCGUCGAAUGUAAAACUAAUCACCUAACAAGAUUUAGUUUAUUAAUCGUCUCCCACGAUAUCAUUGAUGAGCACAAAAUUCCUUUUUUCUUUAUGGCUUUUUGGACUUUAGAAUCGAUCGUUUCUUUCGUAGGAGUUUGUACGAUUUUAAUCAUGGCUUGUAUUAUGCCGAAAGUAUGGCGAGUAAAAAGAAGAAAAACAAUUCAUUUAUCGAUAUCAAUUGCGUUGGAAAUUUUAGUUUUAUGGAUUGCUGAAUUCUUUCCAGGAUUAACCCAAGGAGUUCCUUGCAUUAUUUUAGGAGUUACCAUUCAUUACAUUGUACUCGUUAAAAAUAUCCUGAUGUAUUUAAUCGCUAAAGUUGAAUAUGACAAAUUUAUGUCGGCUUUAGAAAAUUCAACGAAACGAAAUCCGUGCUUUUCUUACUCCGAUAUAUUUACAGUUUGGAUAAUACCCGCUGGAGUUAUUGCAAUCGCUAUUGUUUCAUCAAAGGAAUUAUACGAAGUUGAAGCAAACAUGUGUACUCCAAAAGGUGCUUUAUUCAUAUACUUUGAAUUAGCACCUGUUACAAUUUUAAUGUUAAUUAAUAUGUCCAUUUACGUUAUCAUUGUUAUUAAAUUAGCGUUUAUUGAAUCGAAGAACGAUUUACACAGUAAAAGACAACUUCUUCAAGCGAUUUUAUUAUGGUUUAUGUUUGGAAUUUGUUGGAUAUUCGGAGUUCUUUGUAACAUGUUAAAAUCUGGUGAUUUUCGUACCGUUUUUUAUUACAUCCACGGAUUUAUUGCUCCGUUACAAGGAAUUGUAAUAUAUAUCUUUAGCGUAUUAUUAGUUACAAAACGUAAUAAAUGUAUCUAAUAAAAAAAAAUAAAGCCAAUUU